Messenger RNA from Metarhizium acridum CQMa 102, 396 nucleotides. The record is from RefSeq and is a predicted model, not a curated record. Lineage: Eukaryota; Fungi; Ascomycota; Sordariomycetes; Hypocreales; Clavicipitaceae.
AUGUCAACUUCUCAAGAAAAGGUUCUCGGCAGUCGAUCCGAGGAUGGGCCAUGGCGCACGUGGCGCUGCCAGAAUCCGAUACCCAAGUAUGCCAGCAAAGCUGGAAACGACUGCGGCAGGUACAGCCGCACCCUCAUCGGCGGCAGCGAGGCGACAAAGGAGUCCCGGGAUUCGGAUGGGCCCACAGGCGGCUCCGAAAUCCCCGUUGGCGGCCACACAACGCCGGCGGUGCUCCAUCUCCGUUUCCGGGCCACCCUCCUGGCCAUUGGCUUCUCAGGUCUCCUCGGCGCGCUCGAAGCCACCAUCACGUCGACGGCGCUGCCCACCGUUACUGCCGAGCUGGGCGGCGGCGAUCUUUACAUCCGGGCUAUUAAUAGCUACUUCCUGGCCAUGUAG